AUGACCCGUCAGCAGUUGCUGAUACGACUGCAAGCUUCCAAAGUACCUCCGUCUGUUACUGAGACUGAACCGCAGGAUCAUCUGCAGGUUUUGGAACCGUCGGUGGAACAGAACUUUACUUGGGAUGAAGUAUCUGAGACCGAAAGCGAAACGUCGCGUGUGGCAGACGACGUCAACGGACUAGCCUUCUCACGACAAUCGCUCAACGCCUCAUACUUGGGUAUAUCAUCGGUUCCUACGAUUCUAAAAGUCAUCGCCCAUCUCUCCCCUCAUGUCCAGCAACGCGUUCCCAAAGGCUCUGAAGCUUGGCGGAGUCCAUCAAGCCUCGCUGGUAGCCCAGGUGACAUGACCUGUCUGCAAGUAGAUGAGAUACCGCUUAUAAACGCCUACUUCAGCCAUGUACACCCUGUCAUUCCAAUGGUGGAUGAAGCCGACUUUCGUCAGCGAUAUCUUCAAUCCAGUACAGAAGAGGACGAAGCUGGACCGUGGCUCGCUCUGAUGAACAUGGUGCUCGCUAUGGGCUCAAUGGCAUCAGACUCAAUCCAAUUCAGCGCGCACAACCCUUUUUACAAGCGAGCUCUACCUCAUCUCAACAUCAACUCUUUUGGUUCCGGGCAUCUCUACAUGGUGCAAGCAUUGGCUCUGUAUAGUGGUAUGGUUCUUCACUUUCUCAACAAGCCGAAUAUGGCAGUUGCUGUCAUGGGAGCAACACUACAGAUGGCCGUCGCCAUGGGCUUGCAUAGAGUACAGGCUUCGCAAGCGCCUACGAACACAGCUUUCCAUCCCGCUAAUGGUUCGACUGCCACACGGAUACGUACUUGGUGGUCUAUUCUGUGUCUAGAUACGUGGGCUUCGUCUACUUUGGGCCGUCCAAGUCACGGAUAUUGGGACCCAGCUAUAACGUUGACUUCACCUAUGUCAGCCCUCCAAGAUCUGGAUUACGGAACGAUAUCCCUCGCCGCUAGUGAAAGGUUCUGUAGGAUCGCCACACGUGUGCAACAGCGACUCGCCCGUUUACCUUUAAUAAGCCCCGACGAAGUUGAAGAAUUCGAUCGCGAACUUAUGGCCUGGAAAUACUCGUUACAUAUGUUCCUAGCUCACCGUGAGCAGUGUCCGCCAAGCAUCAAUACUGCACGAGCGAUUCUUUGGUGGCGAUGGAUCACGACUCGACUGACGCUCUACCGUCCCGGGUUACUAAUCACAGCACUGCGUCAGAAGCCAUGGGGACAAGAGAAUACCCGUGAAGCGAACCAUGCCCGAAAAUGUAUACAGAUCGCCAAAGAAGGAGUUGAUCUAAUGGCGCUGGGUUGGGUUUCGAACCAGUUCGUUUGCUGGAAUAGUGCUUGGAACCUCUUUCAGGUGUCCUUAGUCCUCGUUCUGGGUCUGAUGACGGAUAAACAAGAAGCAGGUAACUUAAAGUGCUAUGAAUCAGUCUGCCAGGCAAUUGAGCUAUUUGCCCUGAUGGAGCCGCUUGACGCUGGUUGCACUCGCAGUCGAAAGCUUCUUCAAGGACUGUUGGAUAACACGAAGGGCGCGGAGGAAAACACUGCUUUCCCGACACCUGAAGGGCUAGAUAAUUUUAUACUUGACUAUGUCGGUACAGAUCUAGUCUGGGAAGAUGUGGAUUGGUUAGGGUACCUUUAG
Fusarium musae is the source of this 1644-nucleotide messenger RNA. RefSeq lists its product as uncharacterized. The transcript has 2 exons. Gene Ontology annotation, molecular function: DNA-binding transcription factor activity, RNA polymerase II-specific; RNA polymerase II cis-regulatory region sequence-specific DNA binding; zinc ion binding. NCBI's taxonomy places the organism in Eukaryota, Fungi, Ascomycota, Sordariomycetes, Hypocreales, Nectriaceae. Gene Ontology annotation, cellular component: nucleus. Gene Ontology annotation, biological process: DNA-templated transcription; positive regulation of transcription from RNA polymerase II promoter by galactose. The coding region runs from base 1 to 1644 and encodes 547 amino acids. The record is from RefSeq and is a predicted model, not a curated record.